GUUGGAUAGCCCUAGUAAAAUUUUGCAGCAGCGUGAAUAACAACUCCUUAUUAUAAAUUAUUCACAAUAAUAUUUAUAAAUUUGUGAAAUACCAAAAUCGUCCCAAGUCAAAAGUGACCAGCAUGUAGCUGAAAAAGUAGUGAUAAUCCAAACGUUGCCUCACUAUUGAGAACUUGCGGAAUCACAAAGCGCAAAAGCUGAGCGGCGAGAGAAUUGAAGGACAAGACACUCUCGUCGCGUCUCAACAUUCAUUCGAAUUCACAGAACGGUUAAUUUGGGAUUCGAUGGCGGCAAAGUUACAACAAUUGCAAUCCAAGGUGCGUCAAGCGUCGCAAUUUGUGGCCAAGCAUGGAACUGCUUACCACAAUCAGUUGAUGGAGCAGAAUAAGCAUUACAUUCAGCAGCCACCUACCGUGGACACAUUGAACCUGUUGUCCAAGCAGUUAUUCUACACUCGCCUUGCUAGCAUUCCUGGUCGUUACGAGACAUUUUGGAAGGAAGUUGAUUAUGUCAAGAAUAUGUGGAAGAACAGGCAGGAUUUGAAUGUUGGUGAUGCCACCACUGCUGCUUUGUUUGGGCUGGAGUGCUUCGCGUGGUUUUGCGCAGGAGAGAUUGUGGGAAGGGGAUUUACAUUCACCGGUUACUAUGUCUAAACAUUAUCACUCGAGUGAAAGUGUUUUGGGGAGAUUGAUAUUUACUAGUGUUUCAUCGUUCUUAAGGUGAUUUGAGUCAACUGGAACUCUAUAUUCUAGAUUUCAUUUUUCUGCAAAAUUUUUCUAAGAUGAGGAAUCAGUGGGUAUGUAUUGUUGCCUUAAUAAUCCACAUACAAUUUUACCGUCACUUUAACACUGUAGUUGUUGUUUUCCUCA
Molecule: messenger RNA, 869 nt
Organism: Cornus florida
Lineage: Eukaryota; Viridiplantae; Streptophyta; Magnoliopsida; Cornales; Cornaceae
Exons: 3
Coding region: 285-653 (122 amino acids)
Biological process (GO): proton motive force-driven ATP synthesis
Molecular function (GO): proton transmembrane transporter activity
Source: RefSeq, a predicted model, not a curated record